Molecule: messenger RNA, 4927 nt
Organism: Salmo salar (Atlantic salmon)
Lineage: Eukaryota; Metazoa; Chordata; Actinopteri; Salmoniformes; Salmonidae
Product: ethanolamine kinase 1
Biological process (GO): phosphatidylethanolamine biosynthetic process
Cellular component (GO): cytoplasm
Molecular function (GO): ethanolamine kinase activity
Source: RefSeq, a predicted model, not a curated record
GGCGUGCUCCCUCCCAGUCCGCCGGUUGCUCGGAGCUCGCGGUUAUGCGCGUCUAGCAUCGGAUGAUUACGCGAGGGCGGUGCCAAGUAGGAGUUAAGCGACGACGAGAACCUCACCGGUAGUUGCAUCCUUUGCUUUAACCAUUUAUAAGCUUCUUGUUUAGCUACCGUUAGCCGUUUAUACCAACCAGCUCACAAACAAUUGUUGUUAUUUUUUUUUGGAUGUCCCGAAUUCCAUUCAUAUCUGUCAAGAAUUCGAAACGGAAAAUAAACCACAUUAUGGAGACGGAGAUACACGUGCCUGUGGGGUCGCCGGUAAUUCGAAAAUUCCCGAUUUUCGUGGAGGAACAUAACGUAACCGAUGGGGCAAUGAAGCUGAUAAAGCAGCUUCGGCCAGCGUGGGACAUAAACCAUGUCAAGACCAAGCUCUUCACUGAUGGGACCACUAAUAAACUGGUGGGUUGUUAUGUGGAUGCCAGUCCAGAAGACGUGGUUCUGGUGCGUGUGUAUGGGAACAAGACGGAGCUGAUCGUCGACCGAGACAACGAGCUCAAGAGCUUCCAGGUGCUACAUGCUAACGGCUGCGCACCGCGCCUCUACUGCACCUUCCAGAAUGGCCUCUGCUACGAGUUCAUGCAGGGGGACGCCCUCGGAACACAGGACGUCAGGGACCCUAUGUUACUCAGGCUAAUAUCCAGGGAGAUGGCUCGUAUCCAUGCGAUCCACGCACAUAACGGCUGCAUCCCCAAACCCAACCUGUGGAUCAAGAUGAGGAAAUAUUUCUCUCUGGUCGCCACCGAGUUCACCGAGCAAGCCUCCAACGCCAGGAUCCAGCAGGAGGUGCCCAGCCAGGCAGUGUUGGAGCAGGAGAUGGUGUGGAUGAAGGAGCACUUGUCACAGCUGGGCUCUCCUGUGGUGCUCUGUCACAACGACCUGCUCUGCAAGAACAUCAUUCACAACAGCAAAGAGGGCCAUGUCCGGUUCAUAGACUAUGAAUACUCUAGUUACAACUAUCAGGCCUUUGACAUCGGGAACCACUUCAACGAGUUUGCUGGUAUGAGUGAGCUGGACUAUGGGCUGUAUCCUAGCCGUGAGAUGCAGCUGGAGUGGCUGCGUGUGUAUCUGCAGGCGUACAAACUGUCCACUAAGAAAGGAGAGGAGGUCAGCGACAGAGAGCUGGAGAGACUCUACGUACAGGUCAACAAGUUUGCUCUGGCAUCACACUUCUUCUGGGGCUUCUGGGCACUCAUCCAGGCCAAGUACUCCUCCAUCGAUUUUGACUUCCUGGGGUAUGCUGUGCUGCGCUUCAACCAAUACUUCAAGACCAAGCCUGCAGUGAUGGCCCUACAGAUCCCAGAAUGAGAGGAGGAGAGAAGAGGGACCCCAUCACUGACCAGGGGAGCAGACACACUUUGAGCAGGAGAGGGCUGUGCUGGGGGAUGAGGGUUGGGGUUGAGCAUUAUUAAUGGGGUCGAGGGGUGGGGUAAAUAACAUUUAGAGGGCUGAGUGUGGAUGGACCACAACAUUUUUUCCGAACUCGGUCCCUGGCAACAAGCGCAAAUACUAUUUAAUUCGUCUUCAACUCUGUCCACCUCUGUCUCACCAGUCAAGCUCAUCAAGAUUCCCCAAAACAGCCAGGGGGGGGGGUCUGUGUGUAAAUGUAUCUUUAUUUAUUUAUUCUGUGAAGAAUUGAUUGACCUAGUGAUGUAAGAUUCAUUCCCCAGGCAGGUGGGUAGCUGAAACACAAGCUGAGUCCGGGAGCGUUUGGUGCCAACAUGGAGGACAGUGUGCAGACAGAGUUCUGUAGAUAUGGGCUCUGAGUUUGCCCUGUGGUUGUGUUCAAGGUGUGUAGUGUAGGAGAGAGGGCAGCCAUCUUGUCCUUAAUGUAGGCACUGAUCUGAGAGGAUUUCUUAAGCAAUAUGGUCAUGGUUUCACCUUGAAAAUAGUGUAUUCAUUCAACUACAUAUAAAAAAAAAGGUCCAAACACCAAUUCUCCCAGAUCUACACGAAGUGGCUAGGGGUUGACGUAGAACUGAGAAGUUUUAGUUGCUUUGCAGUGAAGGUGGCAUUGCCGUGUAGGUUAGAGAGGAGCUAGCCAUGACAAGACAGUGAUAUGGUCGUUUUAAUGUCUGUGACAGCAGAGCUGCCUCUGUGGCCGGGAGCAGCUUUAAACCAGGGCCCUGUUCUCCCUCAGCCUCUUUUCCACCACUUUAGCUUUUAUAGUUAUGGUGACUCGCUCUGUUAAACUUUGCACUCAGACUACUCUGAAAAUCACAACCUCAAUCACCCCUGCCUUACCCAGUAUCUGACCCCUCUUCCUCCCCCUUUCUCUCACUGUCCUCUGCCCUAUUACACUUCCUCCUCUCAACUCUCUUGAUUGGCUGAGGUGGUGGAGGGACUUCUGCCUGAAGUGCACAUAUUCACUGUAACAUCCCAACCUCCAUCCAUUCAGUCAUAACUUCCCUAAAAAGGAGCCAGAAUCUUAUACAAUGGGAUAUUGCGUAAACUGUCAGAGCCAGUCAAUGCUUCAAAGGGUGUGGAAUCACUAACCCCAAUGUUCUGAAGCUUAUCAGGAUGUGAGUGAGGUGGCCAAGGACAAGACAGCAGGGUGAAGUCCACACUGAGCCAGCAACCACUUCCUUCUCUGACUGACAUCAUGAUCUUUGGAGGAAGUCUUAACACCUUUCUUUACCCCGGUCCCCCUCCCUUCCUCUCCAGCCCUCUCAGAUCAGAAGAUCAACAUGGAAGGGAAACUAGAGGAGAGCCAUGUUAGAGUAUUAGGAUAUUGUACAGCCUGUCCUGUGAUCCCUCCCCUGGCUGGCUCCUGUUACUGACACGGUUAAUAAUUCACCAAUAUAGGAGGCUGCCAACUCUGACGGUGUUGAAGAGAAGGACUGUUGUGAUGAGUCACUAGCCACGCUGGCCAGGCCUCUUAGUUCCCCUAGCAAACUGUGUUGUCUGGCUACACGGGGAGACUGAUGAGCAGGCUCUUGGCUCUCAGGAGAGCUUGCCAUUUUGUCCCUCGUCACUAGCUGUACAGGGAGGGUGGAUGCCGUUUUCACCAGCUCUUGUCCUGGAGAGCUACAGUCUAGACGCAUGAUUCAACUAAGCAUCAUUAUCCUGGUUCAUUUAAUCAUGUGUGUUAGUGCUGGGCUGGAAUGAACCUGCACGCCCUGUAACUGUCCAGGGUGUUUGACUACUGGAGUAGUGUUAAGCAGAGCAGAACGUCUGCAACAUAGCAGUAGAUUGAUGCAACAAAUGGAAAUGACUCAUACUUGAUGUAGGAUUGUGUCCGUUCUAUACAGUACAUUUCUAUCUGCAACAUUCCAAACCAUUUACGUCAGUGAGUCAGCGUUUUUAAGUGAGUGGAAUUGGUUGUGAGAAUCUUGUAGUGUUUCCUAAAUGGAUGGUCAUUGCCCUCUUGUAUACAUUUUUAAAGAUCGUUAUGGACAGAGACAACACUUUGAAAGGCUUCAGGUGAGUCGCAGCUCACCACCAGCUGUUCUGUCAGCCCAGGGUUGAACUAAGAGGUGACCAAGUGCAAUGAAUUCCUGUUUAUCGUAGAUGUACAUAUGUGAAUGUGUUUCCUUUGAAAUGUUACGGUCAACUCAAUGAGACUCAAACUGUAUUCCUGUUAGGGUGCAUCUCAACCGUCUUACAGUGGAUUCCUUUCCUUCGUCUGCACUAAUAGGGAACAAUUGGGUGGAUGACAAUAAAUGAAUCCACCAUAUUGCUUUCAUCCUGUUUUCAGAUGUGUGGUGCUUAAGGAGAGAAGAGGAAGACACUAAAUGGAGACUGACCAUAAGAGUAUGAGGGAGUUAAGGUGGUCGAAUGUCAAGAUGCACCUAAGCACUCCUGGUGGUCUGUGGUUACAUUCAACUAAACUAGUCAGUCACUAGAUUGCCAAGCUACAACAAACAGAAGUGGCAACAUAGGUUAAUGGUUAAAAUGUGAUUAGAAAGCAACAGCCUACUUCCGUCCAUUCUAGCAUGGCCAGAUAGUGAUGACUGUAAAUGUCUGCUUCCUGAAUGCACAACCAAAAAUGACCCUGGGUUUCAUGGAAAUGCACCCCACUUAUUGAAGUGGUAGACCAACUGCGGCAGGCUAGGGCUGCUUUCCUAUUCUUAAACUUGCCCCCCAUUCUGCCUAUGCCCUUGUUAACUGCCUUCACGAAAUGUAAACGAUUAUGCCUUUUGAUAGCAACUCCCUCCAGCCUAACACCUAUCCAAUCCUCUGAUCUUUGAGGGCAAGCCAGCAGGAGCAGUGUUAAGAAUCGGAGUGCCCUGUAGGUCUACUAGUAAAAGCGAUAAAGUAGUAGAGUUUUUAUACACUACUACAGCACAUGCCUUCACUGGACAAACGUUGAAAUAGCUUUUGAAUGUGUCCUAGAAGACUUUGCACACUUGCAUUCGAAGUAAGUUCCCCAUUUAGAAAAAGCCAAUAAUACACAUGUAGAAAGUUAAGCGUGCACUGUGGGACUUGAUUUUAUUCCAACAUAACCCUGUGGAUAUGUGCUGACUACGGAAGGGUUACAUCCUGACGGUGGUAUUUGUAGACUAGAGACGUGUUGAAGGGGGUAUUUCUCAUUUUACUUUUUCUAUAUACAUAUCAAAAUGGUUAGCUUCAUAAGUCUUGCAGUUCAUUUGAAAUUAACGUGUGUGUGAAUGUACUAAAUUGACUUAACCUGAAAACACUACAGAAAACUAGAUUUUACUUCAUUUUCUUUUUUUGUACAUGAUUUGAAUUUUUAGGUGAGUGAGCCAUUCUCAAAGGGGAUGCUGUAGCAUUAAGGCCAGCAGAGACAGAGGUUGUAAAUACUAAGAAAUACUGUGAAUCUGACUGUACAGUGAUCCCCCAAACUUGUGAGUGCUGGGGAGAGUAAUUUAACAUUGGUCAGUAAAUAUUUCCAUUAAAAAAGUUGAACUAUU